Molecule: messenger RNA, 199 nt
Organism: Sphaeroforma arctica JP610
Lineage: Eukaryota; Ichthyosporea; Ichthyophonida
Exons: 1
Source: RefSeq, a predicted model, not a curated record
GUCGGGGCUAGCGGAUUGAUUGCAUCGGACUUCGCGGUGUUCUCACAGGCCAGUAGUGACCCGUACUGUGUGUUGGAGUGUGGCAAUAUAGAGAAGGAGAAGGCACAGACGCACCGUAUACAGGCGACGGUCAACCCCCACUGGGACGAAGAGUUUGCUAUGAAUGUGUGGCGACCCAAUGCGCAGCUCACGUUGAAGG